Molecule: messenger RNA, 1064 nt
Organism: Halichondria panicea
Lineage: Eukaryota; Metazoa; Porifera; Demospongiae; Suberitida; Halichondriidae
Exons: 4
Coding region: 117-887 (256 amino acids)
Biological process (GO): signal transduction; intracellular protein localization
Cellular component (GO): cytoplasm
Source: RefSeq, a predicted model, not a curated record
CUACAGUGGGUGUUCCCCUGAUGCAGGUUGGAUGACCUUCAGAACCUCGUGCAAUCUCGCGCUCAUUCAACUUGUACUCACAUUUGCAUGCAAACGUCUGUCUCAGUGCAUCAACUAUGGCUGAUAGAGAGAGCUACCUGUACCAGGCCAAGCUUGCAGAACAAGCUGAAAGAUAUGAAGAAAUGGUUCAGCUAAUGACAAAAAUUGCCCAGCUGAACACAGGCUUAACUAUUGAAGAGCGAAACCUCCUCUCCGUUGGCUACAAAAAUGUUAUUGGGACACGGAGAGCGUCUUGGAGAGUGGUAACAGCGAUAGAGAGCAAGGAGAGGGGGGAACCAGGAGAAACUAACCUCACACGAGUGGAGAUUAUCACCAAAUAUAGGGGACAGAUUGAGAAAGAGUUAGUAGACAUUUGCAAUGACAUCCUGGGCUUGUUGGACGCGACCCUCUUACCAUCAGUCGAGGAAAAAGACACUGAAGCAAGAAUCUUCUAUCAGAAAAUGAAAGCAGACUACUAUCGCUACAUGUGUGAGAUCAUGCAAGAGGGAGAAAAGAAGGCAACCACUGCAGGAAACUCACUCGAUGCAUACAAGGCUGCCUACGAAAUUGCCGAAGCCUCUUUGCCUGCCACCCACCCAAUUCGUCUUGGUCUAGCCCUAAACUUCUCUGUAUUCUACUAUGAGAUCCUCAACAAACCCGAUGAGGCACGGAUCCUAGCUCAGCGUGCCUUUGAUAAUGCCGUAAAGGAAUUGAGUGGAAUGAGUGAGACUGACAAUUCAUACAAGGACAGUACGCUCAUCUUGCAGCUCCUUCGUGACAACCUAACACUGUGGAGCUCUGAAGAUCAGGAUGAAGGUGAGACACAGGAGCCAGUGGAAGACCAAUAGGAACUGCUGUAUCACUUCCUUAUAAUUAUGUACACUAAGCAUUACUACGGACACGCAUACUUUGAGUGAACCUUUUAGGUAGUGUUAUCAAUUGAUUAUUUAAUAUGAGUGAAUUUUAUGUAUAUUGUAUAUACGUGUGUAAUUAACAAUAAGACAGUAUUAUCUUUGUGAUGAUAA